UUUAUUCCCGCAAAAAAUAUGUGUUCCAUUGACAGUUAGAGCUCCGAGUCUGUUUUUCGAUGGAGCAACCACCACCGCCGCCACAGGCGCCGCCAAAUGAGCAACAACUUCCGCCGCAACAGCAACUACCGCCGCUACCAUCAGCUGCGUUGCCGCCGCCGCCUCUUACAUCCUCCUCCGCUGCACCGUCCUCGCUUUCCUUACCCGCCUCUUCACUCCCUCCUCCUGCGGCGACGGAGACCGUGCGUUCUCCCAACCCAAACCUAAACCCCGCCACCACAUCCCCCGCUCUCAAUAUCCCUCAAUCAAGGCCGGCAUCGCAGCCAUCGUCGUCCUUUUCCCGGCCAUGGCAGCAGCCAUCGCCAUUCCAGCACUUCUCAUUGCCUCCUCCUCCGCCUCCUCCGGGGCCGCACUCUGCCUCCGCCUCCGCCACUCCUUCGUCUUCUUCGCUAUCAAUGCCGCCGCCGCCUAGGGGCGGAAUGGCGCUUGGUGUCCCUGCCCAUCACCCCGGGCCUCCUCCCCCUCCCGCCUCGUUUUCGUCCUUGGCUCCGCCUUCCUUUGGCCAACAAUUCGGUGGAUUGGGCCGCAAUGUGCCUGAUUCUGUGCCUACUUCAAACUCAUCCCAGGUGAGACAGCCAAUACAAGGAAUGCAAGGAGUGGGAAUUAUGGGUGCCAUUGGUUCCAGUUCAGCAAUAAGAGCAGCUGGGGUUCCUCAACAUCCAUUGAGAUCAAUUACCUCAUCUCUUAGAGCACAGGCUGUCCCUCAGUCUCCUGGUUCACAAAAUUUUCAAGGACAUGGCAUGCUGAGAGUUCAAUCAGUGGGAUCUCCAAUUUCUCCUGGUGCUUCUCAGAAUCCACAGUCCCAGAAUCAGCCUUGGUUAUCUUCGGCUGCACAAGGGAAGCCUCCGUUGCCACCCCCCUCGUUGAGGCCUCAGAUGAGCCCACAGUUAUUGCAGCAACGAUCUCAUAUUCCUCCACAGCAUCACCAUACCAUGCCUACUGCCUCUCCGCAGCAACAGCAUACAUCUUCUGCCCAACAGUCACAGCCUUCAAGUUCAGUUCCGGUUCCUGAGAAUUUGGCACAGCAAGUUCAACCAUCAAGGAAUCAACCGUCUUUCCCCAAUCAACCACCAAUUGCAAGGGGUCAAGGGUUGGGAAUUCAAAGGCCCCCGUCUCUUGCAACGCUGCAACCUGGUUCUGUUCAGGCUGGAUCGCUUCAUAGACCUGCUGCUGUGGAGACCGAGGAGCCUUGUAAUAGGAUUCUGAGCAAACGAAGCAUCCAGGAGCUCGUGACUCAGAUUGAUCCCUCGGAGAAAUUGGAUCCUGACGUUGAGGACAUCCUUGUAGAUAUUGCUGAGGACUUCGUGGAAUCUAUUACAACCUUUGGUUGCUCAUUGGCAAAACACCGAAAAUCCUCUGUGCUAGAAUCGAAGGACAUCCUUAUAAAUGUUGAAAGGAACUGGAACAUAUCUCUUCCGGGGUUUAGCGGGGAUGAAAUUAGGACCUACAAGAAACCAUUCACAACUGACAUUCACCGAGAGCGGCUUGCUGUUAUCAAGAAAUCAGUCGCCACUGCAGAGGCAUCGAAUUCAAAGAGCGGGGCUGGGCAAGGUGGAAACUUGAAGAGCCAUACGGGAAAAGCACCUGCCAAUAUUAUGAGUCCCCCUAACACAAAAACCUAAAGCUCUAACACCCAUUGUUCUGGAACACUGGUUUUUGCGAAGCUUACCAUUACACCAGUCACCGGGUAUGCUCUUUCCUUGUAUUGUUUAUCGUUUCUUGAUCUUCCAUCUUAUACGUGUAUGUAUGUAUUCUCUCAUCCAGCAUAGCGUGAGGGUGUCGAAAAUUUUUAUGUCCACAACUUUAGCGUAACAACAUCAUCAUCAUCCCCAAGCUGAGGUGAAUAACAAAGUGACCCGGAGGCGCAAUUACCAGAAAAUGGGCAGGAAAAAGCACUGAACUUUCCUCUUGCCAAACUCCUCCCAGUUGAGGCAAGUACAUAGAAAUAGUCAAAAACCAAUACUCUGAAUGUACUUGCUGUUUUUACAUACAAUUGAUGGGUGUAGGCAUUUUCUAUGCCUUUAAUUUAGAUCUUGUUUUCAAUCACAUCUCGACCGGAUCUGCCAUGGAUGAUGGGCACUAUCUGUUUUUGAGUUUUGACAGCUAAAAAUUGCUAAUAAAAGCAAUCAACAUA
Messenger RNA from Ipomoea nil (Japanese morning glory), 2194 nucleotides. Its product is annotated as transcription initiation factor TFIID subunit 12. Gene Ontology annotation, biological process: DNA-templated transcription initiation; RNA polymerase II preinitiation complex assembly. Bases 60 to 1682 code for a protein of 540 amino acids. NCBI's taxonomy places the organism in Eukaryota, Viridiplantae, Streptophyta, Magnoliopsida, Solanales, Convolvulaceae. The record is from RefSeq and is a predicted model, not a curated record. Gene Ontology annotation, molecular function: DNA binding; protein heterodimerization activity; TBP-class protein binding. Gene Ontology annotation, cellular component: SLIK (SAGA-like) complex; transcription factor TFIID complex; SAGA complex. The transcript is spliced from 8 exons.